UUGAAAGCUGUUCAUCCUCUUCCAUUCUCUUCAUCCCCAAGGGAGCAGAGAGGGGAAGGAAGGGAAACAGUUUCCUUGGAGAAGAAUUGGCUAAAAGAGCAGAAUGGACCGCUUCCGGAUGAUCUUCCAGUACUUCCAGUCCAACUCAGAGUCUGUAAUGAAUGGAAUCUGUGGGCUGUUAGCCCUGGCUAGUGUAAAGAUUUAUACCUGCCUUGACUUCAGCUGCCCCUGCCUGCCCCGCUACAACAUGGCAUACGGCUUGGGGAUCAUGUUUGUGCCCCCCAUCGCCCUCUUCCUCUGUGGCCUCAUCCUCAACAGACAAUCUCUGGUGAUGAUGGAGGAGUGGAGGCGGCCACAGGGACACAGGAGGAAGGACCUGGCUGUCAUCAGGUACAUGUGCUGCUCCAUCAUGCAGCGAGCCAUGGUUGCCCCAGCUGUUUGGAUCGUGGUUACCCUCCUGGAUGGCAAAUGCCUGAUCUGUGCCUUCAGCAGCUCUGUAGACCCCAAGAAGUUUGUGGGCUUUGCCAAUGCCACCCUGGCACAGGCACAGGAGAUGCUCACCAGGGUGCCCUGCAAGGAGGAUGAGCUGAUGAGGAACAGCACAUCCCGCAGGGCAGUGUCCAGGUACCUGCACUGCUGGUCCCAGGCCCUCGGCUGGAGCAUUUUGUUGAUCCUCAUCAUAGCUGUUUUCCUUGCCCGCUGGCUCACACCUUGCUUCAACCAGGCUGCCCUCCUCCAGACACGUCACUGGAGUAACUACAUCGACAUCGAGCAGAAGAUUUUUGAGGAAACCUGCUGUGAGCACAGCCGGCUCUUUGCUCACCAAUGCAUCCUUCAUUUCUUUGAAAGCAUGCGGAAAGAAAUCAGACAGCACAGCUUUGACUUGCCUGGAGAGAAUGAGAGAGAGGAAGAUCUUCUCCGGGGCAUCACAGACCACAAUCAGGUGAACAAACUUCUGAAAAUGUGGUACUAUGAGAAACCUCCCUUGGAUGUAAGGCAGGCGAUCCACAGACAUCCUCUGGAGCAAGAGAGAUCUCCACCCUGGGCAGAUAGCUGCAGUGCCAGGUCUAAAUUCACCCAGCACACCCAUAUGUGAAGAGGAGGUUGUCCUGAAGUCAAUCCAGGUGUGUCUAGCAGAUGGAUGGCCACAGUGCUCACCUCUUCUUCCAGAACCCCAGGUCCAAAGGCUGGGCUCUGGGGCAACCAGCAGAACAUCCUAGCAGAAUUAGUAAGACUCAGCUCCCAAAAUCCCAGAGUUCCAGAAUCACCGGAGUCAGCAUUCACGACAAUACUCAUCCAAGGGCUCUGAACUGUGCUUUUGUUAUCUUGAAGAGUUUGUAGCUGUGACAAAGCCCUUCUGGCUGGGCUGGUUGGUGUUCAGAAGGCUUUGCAUGCACCAGCAUCAUGCCGUGGACAGGACACACCUGGUUUUUACACACUUCUUGUAGAUUUUAGCACAAACCAAUCUACCCAAAGGAUCAUCCUUACAUCUCUGGGCAUAACCAUCCUUAGUUUCAGCACCAUUUGAAUGUAAGCUCUGAGCC
Molecule: messenger RNA, 1544 nt
Organism: Lagopus leucura (white-tailed ptarmigan)
Lineage: Eukaryota; Metazoa; Chordata; Aves; Galliformes; Phasianidae
Gene: CALHM3
Product: calcium homeostasis modulator 3
Exons: 3
Coding region: 104-1096 (330 amino acids)
Molecular function (GO): monoatomic cation channel activity
Source: RefSeq, a predicted model, not a curated record